Entrophospora sp. SA101 is the source of this 342-nucleotide messenger RNA. The record is from the annotation of a GenBank genome assembly. NCBI's taxonomy places the organism in Eukaryota, Fungi, Glomeromycota, Glomeromycetes, Entrophosporales, Entrophosporaceae.
AUGGAUCAAAUCAAUUUUAGUAAUGUGACACCACCUCAUAAUCUUAUAAUGAAAUUUCUAGAUCUCAAUAACUCAGAUGAAGAUGAAGAUGGAGAUGAAGGGGGAGAAAAUAGUAGUGAUUAUGAUAUAUUUGAUUUGGUUACAGAAAUUCUUGCAGAAGGAACAAUGAAGACAGUGGAGGCUUCUAAAACAAAAUGGGAUGAUCUUAAAACCAAGGUGUAUGGUCAAUUCAAUUUCACACCAUUGCAUUUUGAAGGCAUUAUUCUUGAAACCAUAAAAGCUAUUGAAGAGGUAAAAGAUUUACUUGCCUUGAAGAAAUCAUUUCCAAGUCAAUAUUGUUAA